UGGGCUGCAGGUCAAGAGAGCCGCCACAGCUCUUCCAAGUGUCUCUUUGACAGGUUCUCUUGGAGGAGAUCUUUCUUUUGUUAACCCAUCCUUUUAAUCAAAAUGGCACCAAAGAAAGACGUGAAGAAGCCUGCUGCUGCUGCUGCCCCUGCCCCAGCCCCGGCCCCGGCCCCAGCCCCAGCCAAACCUAAAGAAGAAAAAAUCGACCUGUCUGCUAUUAAGAUCGAGUUCUCUAAGGAGCAGCAGGAGGAAUUCAAGGAGGCAUUUCUCCUGUUUGACAGAACAGGAGAAUGCAAGAUCACCUUAAGUCAAGUGGGUGACGUCCUUCGGGCUCUGGGCACAAAUCCCACCAAUGCAGAGGUCAAGAAGGUUCUCGGGAACCCUAGCAAUGAAGAGAUGAAUGCUAAGAAAAUCGAGUUCGAGCAGUUUCUGCCCAUGAUGCAAGCUAUCUCCAACAACAAGGACCAGGGAGGCUAUGAAGACUUUGUUGAGGGGCUGCGUGUCUUUGACAAGGAGGGCAAUGGCACUGUCAUGGGUGCUGAGCUCCGCCACGUCCUUGCCACUCUGGGUGAGAAGAUGAAGGAGGAAGAGGUGGAGGCGUUGCUGGCAGGCCAGGAAGACUCCAAUGGCUGCAUCAACUAUGAAGCUUUUGUGAAGCACAUCAUGUCUGUCUGAAUCGAGUCUGGAAGAACACAGUGUUUGGGAAGACUGGCCAGAUGUCAGUUCAAGAACACCCAAGGCUAACAGUCCACAUCUGCUUACCACUACCAUGAAGAUCAAAACAACCUAGACCAUUCUAUACUGAAGGGUCCCAUAAAUUUUUAUAAGCCUUGAGUUUUUUUCAUAACACACAAAUCAGGCAUCUUCUGUUCUAGGGGAUAUGAAUAAAAUAUUGAUAAUCUCAAGUCCAAGCACCAUCUUUAUCAUCUACUU
Alexandromys fortis (reed vole) is the source of this 933-nucleotide messenger RNA. It is a transcript of the gene Myl1, whose product is annotated as myosin light chain 1. The transcript is spliced from 7 exons. Gene Ontology annotation, molecular function: calcium ion binding. Gene Ontology annotation, cellular component: myosin II complex; contractile muscle fiber. The record is from RefSeq and is a predicted model, not a curated record. Bases 103 to 675 code for a protein of 190 amino acids. Lineage: Eukaryota; Metazoa; Chordata; Mammalia; Rodentia; Cricetidae.